CUCCGAAGUAGACGAGGCCUGUGCAGAACGUCUUGGAGGCUUAGUGGUUGUUGGGUUGAGGGUUUGGUAUCUCGUUGUAUACCCUGCUCUCUUAGUCCGUAUCAAUUACGGCCAGCAGCACGGAUUAGCAUAGCAGGAUGAAAAUAGCGGUCGAAGACAAAUGCAUUGAUCCAGAUUAGAUAUGCUUUAAUCAAUUGAUACGUGAUUACUGCAUAAGUUGUGUUCUUGCUAUCUGAUUUACUCUUAUGACGUGUAAUGUGCGUAAACCCUCACUGCCUUUCGCCGCUCUCUCAUCACAAUGCCAAUAGAUAUCGACAAUGUAGUCUACAUAUACCUCUCGAGAGGUACUAAUGUAAGCAUCGCACAAAUACACUGAAUAUAUCAAGAAGAGAUCAAAAUCAUGUCUGAUCUAUCCCGCAAAGAACCCUCUACGCAGGCUCUCCUAGACAAAGCCAGGCGCCAGAACGAUAGCAUCAGCGAGGCCCUCAAUGACCCCGAGCAGAACACGACUGGCGCGCAGUUUGACAAGAGCAAAUAUCCAUCUGAGGCGGUGUUUGAUAAGGGUAGCACGACCAAAGUGGCGGUUGAUGUUCCUCCUACGGGAAGGAUGGUGGAUAAGACAAGGGAUCCUGCUGGGGUUAGGUGACUAGCUAUUCUGGGUAGAUGGCUUGGUUGCGCUGCCUUCUUGUGCUCAAUUAUUCAAACUUGUUUCGAUGC
Aspergillus novofumigatus IBT 16806 is the source of this 717-nucleotide messenger RNA. RefSeq lists its product as uncharacterized. The record is from RefSeq and is a predicted model, not a curated record. The transcript has 3 exons. The coding region runs from base 401 to 646 and encodes 81 amino acids. NCBI's taxonomy places the organism in Eukaryota, Fungi, Ascomycota, Eurotiomycetes, Eurotiales, Aspergillaceae.